Messenger RNA from Orcinus orca (killer whale), 4116 nucleotides. RefSeq lists its product as uncharacterized. Lineage: Eukaryota; Metazoa; Chordata; Mammalia; Artiodactyla; Delphinidae. The coding region runs from base 1 to 714 and encodes 237 amino acids. The record is from RefSeq and is a predicted model, not a curated record. The transcript has 2 exons.
AUGGGAAAUUUCAGAAUCAGAGUUAUGAGAUGUGGCUUAAAAAGUCAUGUGAUUCUGUGUUCAGAGCAGAUGGAGAGUCUCGCUAGAGAAGUGAAAAUCAUAUACAUAGAAUCACGUGGAAAUUCUAGAAAGAAAAAAACUGUAAUAACCGAAAAUGAGAACUCUAAGGCCGAUUACAUGUCGCGAAGGAGAAGAAUUUAUAGGGUCGCAGACGCGCAAAGAAAGCGGUCGUGGAGCCGAGCAGAGCGUGAGGGCCACCGCGAGGGCAGCGGCACCAGGAGAGCAGCUGGGAUGUGCGUGCAAUCGGGGUCCCGCAAGAGGAGGAGGAGAAAACGGCCGGUGACGUCCUUCAAAACCAAUCAAAGGCGUGAAGCUACAAGAAGCACCUGCACCACUAAGACGGGUAAAUACAAGUCGCACCUGGGUGACCUCAGUCAGACCGCAGGACACCAAAGGCAGGGAGAAACGUAUCAGGCGCCAGAAGACCCGGCGCUGCGGUGGAUAGAGGUGGUGGAGACACUCCCUAACUCUAACCCUCGUGGCCCGAGAUGCAGCCCCGGACACGCGGCUGCUCAGUCAGCGCUGCUGGAAACUCUCCUUUCACUUCUGGACUGCGUGUUGCUGUUGCAACUCCCAGGUGACGGCCCAGACGUGAGGCUGCGCCUGCCUGCUCCGGCUUCCUUGUGGGUUGUUUUGAUGCUGGAAGGGGUUUAAAUCUUAAGUCUCUGAUAGUUUGUAAGAACAUCGCAUGGCGGGGCUUCCCUGGUAGCGCAGUGGUUGAGAAUCUGCCUGCUAAUGCUGGAGACACGGGUUCGAGCCCUGGUCUGGGAAGAUCCCACAUGCCGCGGAGCAACUAGGCCCGUGAGCCACAACUGCUGAGCCUGUGCGUCUGGAGCCUGUGCUCCGCAACGAGAGAGGCCGCGACAGGGAGAGGCCCGCGCACCGCGAUGAAGAGCGGUCCCCGCUUGCCACAACUAGAGAAAGCCCUCGCACAGAAACGAAGACCCAAUACAGCAAAAAAUAUAAAAUUAAUUAAUUAAAAAGAAGGCUCAACAUUUAAAAAAAAAAGAACAUCGCAUGGCACUCCCUCCAACCUAAUACUUUCUGCAAAACAAAACCGAAGUCCCGACUCCGUAGUUCCAAACAUUUUUCGAGGGUGACGGCGACCUCGGCUGUGGCCUCGGCUGUCGUCGCUCUGGGGUGACCCUGUGGCCGGAUUACCAGCCACAGCUCUCCGUGCCCCCAGCUCUCCGUGUUUGGUGCCUACAGGGUACCUGGGGAUCCAUACACUGGAAUUGAAGCUUGACCAAAACACAGGGACAUUCCCCGACAUUCCACACGUGGGGAGGAGGCUCCCCGCCCCCUUGAGCUGCCCGAGUCCUGAGUCGCCUGUCCAGUCGCCAGGGAUAGCUGCUGAGAAGGCACUGUUCUCAGGAAAGCCCCAUUCCUGCACUUUCUCUUCUCUUUUUUGCUCAUGUCCACCCCGACCUUUUCCUCUUGCUCUGCCUCAAACCCCAAAGGAAGAAAACUGACCACCUAGAGGGGUGGGAUAGGGAGGGUGGGAGGGAGAAUUAAGAGGGAGGGGAUAUGGGGACAUAUGUGUGCAUAUACCUGAUUCACUUUGUCAUACAGCAGAAACACAACAAUGUAAAGCAACUGUACUCCAAUAAAGAUGUUUAAAAAAAAAAAAGAAAAAGAAAGGAAGGAUAUCGAGGCCAAUAGGGAGGAAGAGAGGACAGGACAGGGAUCCCUAACGUCCCCCCAGACAUGAGAGGUUGUAGGACCACAAACCAGAAUCUCCCCUCCCAGGACUGACUGCAAAGUGCUUCCUGCUUGAACCAGCCGGAAUUACCGGCCACCCUCCCCUGCCCCCAGAUGUGAGGGCCUGGGGCCCAGCAGCAGGGCAGCCCCCUCCCCCCCAGCUUAUGACUGUGAGUCAUGUGUCUGCUGACUCCACAGAACCAGCCAGAGACGAGCACGCCCUCUUUCCUGGCUGCCUCGCGCCCAGCUGGGUGAACCAGGCCCUGAUACUCAGAACAACCCCGGGCAACGCGUUCAUUCGUGAAUUACUUUCAUAUAGAAUGAAAUUCCAAGGAUAUUUGGAAUUGACUUAAAUUUCUAUGAAUGCUAUAUAGUCCAAGGUUAUAGUGCAGUAGUUAAAUGUUCUGAAGGUGAAACCAUGAAAUGGAAACACAGUCCUGAUGCUUCUGAAGUUUGCCAAAUGCAUGCAGCCACGAAACUUCAGUGGUAAAGCUAUAGCCUCCUGGGUAUGAAAGCUUUGUUCCCAGCAGCAUCUAGUGGAGGCGGGAUGUGGAUUAGGUGGGACCCCUGGGUUUCUGUGAAGGAUCCCGUUACAGGUUGAAUUGCCCCCCCUACCCCCCAGAAUAGAUAUAUUGGGUCCUAACCCCUGGCACCUCAGAAUGUGACCUUAUUUAGAAAUAGGGUCUUUAUAGAGGUAAUCAAGUUAAAAUGAAGUCAUUAGGGUGGGUCCUAGUGCAAUAUGACACGUGUCCUUAUGAAAAGGGGGUCUGGACACAGCACGUGAGGACUGGCAGUGUGCUGCCACCAGCCAGGAGGGAGGCCUGGAACAGACCCUCCGCUGCGCCUCCCAAGGGAGCUCGGCCCCCAGAGCUGUGAGAAAAUAAAUCCCUGUUGCUCUAAGCCGCCCGGUUGUAGCACUUGGUUACAGCAGCCCCAGGACACCGACAGGGCCCUAAAGUGAGAGGGACUGUGUCCUGAGUGCAGGCGGCCGGGCCUGAGCCUGCCUCCCGGCUGGGCACUUCUCAGCAGUGUGAACACACAGUUUCUCUGCACUGAUUUCCUUAUUGUAUGCACAUAUUAUACAUCCGCAUUCUAAAUAGAAUGACAGAUACGGACAGAGAUGUGGUCAUCGGUACACGCUGGCUGCACCCAUGUCUUAGCUCCGGCUGCUGUAACUACCCCAGGGGUUGGAGGCUUAAACGGCAGGCGUUUACUGCUCACAUUCUGGAGGCUGGACGUCCAGAUCCCGUGUCUGGUGAGGACAGACAGACCCCCUUCCAGCUUCAUCGACGGCAUCUUCUCCCUGUGUCCCCAGGUGGCAGGGAGGGGAUGGGGGUGGAGAGAGAGAGUUCUUAUCAGGGCACUGGUCCCAUCACGGGGGCUCCACCCUCGUGACCUCAUCACCUCCCAAAGGCCCCCUCCCAACACCGCCACCUUGGGGUUAGGAGUCCACGUAUGGACUUUGGGGACACACACACUCAAGCUAUAGCAGGCCGUAUGGGAUAAAUGAGAAGAGGUGCCUCUUUUUCUCCUGGACCAGGAGCUCUUGGGAGGCAGCGAGUAAUGCCGAAUCAUCCCUUCACGUUUCCACCCUGGCGACGGCCUAACCCGCACGUAGUGGACACUGAACGAGGGUCUGAGCCACUGGGCUCAACCGUAACCCUCACACGGAACCCUUGCGACCACCCGGAGCACCCUGCACGGGGCCCGGGGUGCAGCGCCUGCAGGGACGCCCCGCACAGUGGUGGUUGUCUGGCCCCAAGGUGCUUUAUGUGCGGAGUUUACAAUUUAAUGUUUAAAUUCUUCCGUGUCUCACAUGACUGAGCUCAGAGUGAUUUCGCCUAAAACAGGAGCCUCUCCACGGAUCCAGGCAGCCCCUGCCCUCCCCCACCUGACAGGUCCCCAGUGGCGCCCAGAUUCGUCACAUUGCCCCCCCAGCUGCACCCCAGUUCCAGGCCAGCCUUGGGUGCCCCACAGUCUUCUGCUUCCUGCUUGUUGAUAAUUUAAUGUCUGUUACCAAAAUGGUCAUUAAGAAGCCAAACUAAAGCCUGGAUUGGAGAGGGAUGGUGUCAGCGUCUGGGUAGCACCCCGUCCCAGAUUCACGCAUGAGCCUUUGUAUCACUGGCUCAUGGGUUUACUUUACAGAAAGAACUUUCAAGGCAGCUUGACUUGAAUUUACAAGUCAUAUGUCAACAGGAGACAGGAGGACAGAAGCUCCGCAGACCUUAUCUGUUCCUCUUUUUCUUUUUUUUUUUUAAACAUCUUUACUGGAGUAUAAUUGCUUUACAAUGUUGUGUUAGUUUCUGCUGUAUAACAAAGUGAAUCAGCUAUACGUAUACAUAUAUCCCCAUAUCC